GUAUUUUCCGUAGUUCGUAGUCGUUACAUUUUUUGAUGCUAAUUUUCUUUUCAUUAUUGGUGAUUUAUUUGAUGCACAAUUAUUAGUAUUUGGGGUAUCGCUGUGGUUCUUUAGAUGAGGCUGCGGCCUUCGGAAGCCUAAUUCUUUUUUUUCCUUUAUGGCAGAAGUUCAAAUCUAAAUAAUAUAAAAUGACUCGAGGAAAUCAGCGUGAACUAGCUCGGGCUAAAAACCAAAAGAAACAGCAGGAACUUAAUAAAGGAAAAAAGACCGAUGGCCUCACAGUAGAGCAAAGAAAAUUCAGAGACGCAGAAGUGAUGAGAGAGAAACAAAGAAAAAAAGAGGAACUAAAACAAGCCCAGCCCUGUAAAUAGCACUAGAUUGUAUUUAAUUUUUAAUUUAACUUCCCACUAUUAUGGUAAAUGUCAAUUUUUUAUAUAGCAACAUUUUAUUGUGAAUUUUAAAUGAUAUAUCAACGAUUAUAUAAAAAUUUUAUAUAAAAGGUAAUUCUUUAUAUUAAAAUUUUAUUGAUUCAAUUUUUAUUUGCCUACACGACUGUUUUUAUUCAUUUUCAAACUGUAUAUUAUAAAGUAGAUUAGUGAGACCUAAUGUUGGUUUGUGCUAAAAUAAAUAGUUAAAUUUUAAUAUA
Messenger RNA from Cylas formicarius (sweet potato weevil), 646 nucleotides. Its product is annotated as putative SERF-like protein. Gene Ontology annotation, cellular component: cytosol. The record is from RefSeq and is a predicted model, not a curated record. Bases 189 to 371 code for a protein of 60 amino acids. NCBI's taxonomy places the organism in Eukaryota, Metazoa, Arthropoda, Insecta, Coleoptera, Brentidae. The transcript has 3 exons.